AUGAGGACCUCAAAAACACCCGACUCGUUUCAAGCGCACAAGGCCAGGAAGCGCCUUGAUCAAUUUUCCACCGACUUGGAAACGGCCAUAAACCAUGCGACAAAAUUCAAACCUUAUCGAAAGACAGCUGUAAUCGCCUUUCACUGGGAGAAUGAUGAUAUAGGGGUCGAGCCCCUUGAGAGAGAACUCCUGGACGUCUUCAAAUCUGUUUAUGGAUUUGAGACCGAGAGUUUCACGAUUCCGCUUAUCGAGUCCCAGUUCAAACUUCUAGAACGUCUUGUUUCCUGGUCACGAUAA
This is a messenger RNA of Penicillium psychrosexuale, 297 nucleotides long. RefSeq lists its product as uncharacterized. Lineage: Eukaryota; Fungi; Ascomycota; Eurotiomycetes; Eurotiales; Aspergillaceae. The coding region runs from base 1 to 297 and encodes 98 amino acids. The transcript has a single exon. The record is from RefSeq and is a predicted model, not a curated record.